AGAUUCUACUUCUACGGAGUACAUAUGUUGAUGAUUAUUGUCACAUGACUAAGCAUAGGUACCGCGUUGUAAAGCAGCCAAGCGACUUGUCACGCGCCUUGUGUACGCAGCGCACUCAUUUGUAGAGCUUCUCCUCAGCAGCCACCAGUCGUUCUGCUAGCUUGGGAUGAACUGGAAUGCGCCGUCAUCCCGACCCUCGAACCGAACCUCUUUUUGAUACAUUGGUACUUUCGAGAUAACCCCUCCCCAUCAUUACCGCCGCGAUGCCCAGCCCUAGUCACCCACGAGCGGCUUUCGAGCCCAUAUCCCCAGACCUCGACCUUGUUGCGCUCGUUGAAUCAACCCCCAAUUUCGACUAUGUUGUUAGAAUCCAUUGCGAUGCGAUUAUUGAACAGGGGAUUGAGAACUUCGAAAAGCUGGUCCUCCUACAUGUCAUCAUAGGCGGGAGGCCAUUGGUCAUUGAAGGGUAUCAGGAUCGACUAGAGAAAUGGAUAUUUGGGCUUCAGUGGUUGAAAGAUAACCACGGCUCCAAGAUCGAGAACGCGAGGAACUUAACCACUAAAUCGAACUUACCCCUUUCCAUAAACCACUACUUGAAGAACAUGUCGCUGCUCACCGACCAGUGGAAUGCAAAAAACUACAAGGAUACUAACCGCCAACGAAUUUAUUUGAAAGAUAUCGACUGCCCUUCGGUUUGGUAUGAGAAACUGAAAGAUUUGCUUCCUCCAUUUCUAUAUUAUUUAAACGAGUCUACAAAUGAGAGAGGAAGCAAAGCCGGAGACUUGAUGAGCAGUCUUCCCCCUGAAAUGAGGGCUGAGAAUCUGAUGUGCUACAUUGGGCAUGAGGGUACCUAUACACCGGCGCAUCGUGAAAUGUGCGCUACACUAGGUCAUAACAUCAUGGUGGAAACUUCGACUGGUUCAGUGGAGGAUGGUAAGCCCACCAAACCAGGCUCCUCGAUUUGGUUCAUGACGGAAACGAAGGAUCGACACCUGGUCUCCGAAUACUGGUUAUCAACGCUUGGGCACGACAUUGAGAUCGAGAAUCAUUUCGCCCAAAUCAACGCCUGGAAGGCUGCGCCUUUUAAAACAUAUAUUGUCGAGCAAAGAGUCGGCGAUUUAAUCCUCAUUCCUCCUCUUGCUCCACAUCAAGUUUGGAAUAGAGGAACUCGGACCAUGAAAGUUGCGUGGAAUAGGACCACUGUUGAAACAUUGGAAAUGGCUAUAAAUGAGGCUCUUCCAAAGGCAAGAAUGGUUUGUCGCGAUGAGCAGUAUAAAAACAAAGCUAUUGUUUAUUAUACUCUCAACAAAUAUUCCACUCUUCUCCGUGAUACUCACCACGGUCACUACACCCAUAACAUACGCCAGCUUCAGAAGGAUUUCCGACGCUUGUUUUCACUCUACACCAAAAUAUUGAUAUCUGAAAGCUAUUCGAGAAACAUGUCAGAGCCGAGGAAUGUUGAAUAUCUUCCUUUCAAUAGCAAUGUCACAUGUUCAUAUUGCAGAUGUAACAUUUUCAAUCGAUUUUUGACCUGCCCUUCAUGCGUCGGAAAGCUACCUGAUGGUGAUGAUGAUACAUACGAUAUUUGCAUGGAGUGUUAUUCUAUCGGGAGAAGCUGCGCGUGCGUUUCCAAGCUUAGAUGGGUUGAACAGUUUCGGUGGAAAGACCUGGUGCGGAAUUAUGAUACCUGGAGAAACCAAAUCAUUCAAUUUGAUAAACGCAGUGAUCCCUCCCAGUUACCUCAGACUCUGCCUAUUGAAAGGGAACGUACGGGCAAAAAGACCCUCGCAGAAAUUUGCCAAGAAGAACUGAAACGGAGGCCAUGGACUGACAUUACCAAAACGCCGGACCGUGAGGAGGAGGAAGAAGAUAUUAUUGAAACCAAUGAUGAUGGGCGGGUUCGAAAGCGUCGUAAGAUUCGAAGAUCGGAGAAAUGGAGAAAGGAGCAUGGAAGUUGUCAUAUCUGCAAAACUCCGGAACCUUCCUGGAAACAGGCAUCCUGCUCUACAUGCGGAUUAAACUACUGUUACGGUAGUCUUUUUAGAGCUUUUGAGAUCUCUCCCCUCACUGUCCUGGAAAAUCCGAACUGGACAUGCCCAAGAUGUCGAAAAAUUUGUUCGUGUGGGGCUUGUCGCCGUGAUCCUACGAUGAAACCUUUUGAACCCUCUGGAACUUUGCUUGGCCAUGAUACCCGAAAGGUGGCGGAUCCGAGAAGUGUCGAAAGCCUCGUCGACUUCAGUCAAUCAAACUUGACUUGGCUAAAAAAGGCGGGUGAUCAUCCACAAAAUCAAGACACACGGAGAAUCAGGAAAAGACUGGAGGAAGCUCAAAAAGCCAAAUCUAUUGACCCGACACUUGACGAACACUAUAUGGAUCCAGUGGAAGGAGGAAUCCUUAGAUUGGCAAGACAGGAAAACAUUCCAGUGGACCCGACUCUAAGUAACUUCAACGUCGCUGAGGAAGAGGCGAUUCCUAUCGAUCCGGCCAUGAUGUCUGGGCAGUAUGAAGCUCUUGCCCCUAACCCUCAUUUCGCUAUGCCGGACAACGCUAUGUUCCAGGAAGAGAUGUCAGAUCGCUACGAAGCAACAGAGGUUAUCACAUUCGAAUAUCCGGACCCAGAGACCACCCCUCCUGGUGCGGCUCAAGACCAAGCAAACAAAACCGCGAUGGACAUUAAUAGUCAAAAUAAUGGAUCAGUUCAACAUCCCAACGUGAAUUCCUACCAGGAAUUCGGUAUGGAUGGUGUGGUUGAUCUGUCCAGUAAUGCAAUCAUACAGUCUGAUAUUUUAUCGGCUAACGCGAUCAAGUACACCAAUCGAACCCAGCCAGAUAGACUUCAAACUUAUAGACCAGAGGACGACGAUGAUUUCAGAUUACGAAAAUUACGAAAGCAGCGCCAGUGGAAGCCCAAGGGGAAACCUGGUAGGAAACGAGGUAGAGCCAAAGUUACAUAUAUGGAAGUGAUAGACCCUUCGAGCGAGGAGGACCAGCCGCCAACGAAUGCGGGGAAACAGAACUCGAUUCAUGUAACAGGAACUAGGAGAUCGGGUCGGCGUGUUUCUUCUACCCGGCAUAAUAAUGAAUCAUCCCUGGCCAACGCUCCCGUCUUAGAGGCCACAUCACCUGAACCAGAGCGAGCACCAGAACGAGAACCCGAACGGGAACGGGAACGGGACCGAAGCCAUCCUUCAACAGCUAGUUCUCACCCCGCUGUUAAUGCUGAGGAUGUUGAUAUGGAAUCCUCUACGCCCAAUGAACUUUCCCUACCUCCAAAUUCAUCACCAGCCACUGCAAAGGGCGGAGGAAAUCCACCAGGUACACUUACCGUCAAUACCCAGUCUCAGCCCUCACCACCUGAAAGACUCGAAAGCCAGUCACAUCCUAUGACAGAGGCGGAGAGGAAUCGCAAAGCGAAAAUGAUGGCUGUGCGCUGGGCAGAGGGUCGUGGUCGCGAAGAAGAUGAAAGUGACGGGUGGAGUUAAAUUGUGGCUCCAGAGAUGUAGCGAUAUUUUUUUCCAAAGCCAUCCGGGCACUAACCCUUGAUAUGUGGUGUCAUGUAGUAUCCUAGUCCCAGUUCCAGUUCCCUCUUUUUUUAUGACGUUCAGUUUAAUACCAAGAAACGAAGAUUAGUGCGGUUGCUCAUGUAUCUUGAUUUUGCCGAAGUUCUGACAUGUUGCCUCCUUGUAUCUGUCUUCUUUUUCUUUUCCUCCUCAUUAACUUAAGUCAAAUACAAUCUCGCGAAUAGUAUUGUUUGAUAAGCAGUCAAUACAUAUAGCUAUCGCCAAUUUUGGCAAGCGAAAAUAAUCGUAAUUGGACUUUUAUUUUAUUUCCCGUGCUCGUCAAUCUAAUUAUCAAAAUCGAAAACCUUAAUGUAUUUCAUUUAGCGCUGCUCUGAACAAAAUGUCAGGAUCCUUUAAGUCCUAUGAAGAAAUCCUUAAUCACACCGCUAAAGAGAGCCGUAAACAAUUCGUUUCUGCUUCUCGUUCCAUGUUUCAUGACCCAGGGAGUCGCUUCAGCAGUCAUGCAGAGAGUAAGCAAAUGCCAAGGCCGUAGCUCUUGGUUGAUGAGUAGUUAUCUCAUAUAAGCAUCAGUCAGGCAGAAAACUGCCGCAGCGUUCAUGGGGUCUCAUGUGGGCUACGCGCGAUUCGAUGGCUGAAGCAUUCAAUGAUUGAAAGCACGAAGGCCGACAGAUAUGCAACACCCGCCAUCCGCCGCCCAUGGUGUGGCUCCAUAACCACUAUCGUGCCAUGUGUGAAUGAUCCUCCUCCAAA
This is a messenger RNA of Blastomyces dermatitidis ER-3, 4271 nucleotides long. RefSeq names its product JmjC domain-containing protein. Bases 264 to 3482 code for a protein of 1072 amino acids. The record is from RefSeq and is a predicted model, not a curated record. Lineage: Eukaryota; Fungi; Ascomycota; Eurotiomycetes; Onygenales; Ajellomycetaceae. The transcript has 2 exons.